UGAAAGAGAGAUCUACAAAAAUAUAAUAUAGCAGCAGCCAUGGAUGAAGAAGCAACAAUGUCUAGUAGAGGCCUCAAAAUCAAAGUCACCACUUCUUCUUCAACUUCAAGUUCCAUAAACGACGACAACAAAAAUCCAGACAUGAAGAACUCAACAGAUCAAGAAGAAGUACCAUCUCCGUACAACUCACCGUCCUUAAUCUCCCCACCUUCCUCCGCCUUCGUCUCCGCCCUCCAAUCUCCCUACAUCUCUCCCAGGGCCCACCUUUCACCUCCGCCGGACAACCCCCGCCCUUCAUCACCACCGCUCGUCUCAUCAGACGACAUCCCCAGCUCCUCCUACACUCCGCCGUCCGAUCCCUACGAGUUCGCCGCCGCGGCCACCGAUGCCUGGGGGGGCCCCCCCAGAAUCUCCUUCUCUUCCCCUCCGGUCCCACCCAGAAUCUCCUUCGCCAAAUGCUCCACUCCUUCCGCCGCCACCAACAACGUCAAGCUCAGGAGCUGCGACGUCUAUGUCGGAUUUCAUGGGCAGAAUGGUAAUUUGGUCAGGUUCUGUAAGUGGCUGAAGUCGGAGCUUGAGCUUCAGGGAAUUGCUUGCUUUGUUGCUGAUAGGGCCAAGUAUGGAGAUUCUCAGAGCCAUGAGAUUGCUGAUAGGGUAAUCUGCUCGGUUACUUACGGUGUUGUGGUGGUAACCCGGAGUAGUUUCUUCAAUCAUUCGAGUGUUGAAGAGAUGAGAUUCUUUUCUCAGAAGAAGAAUUUGAUUCCGAUAUUCUUCGAAAACGUGGGGCCCGGGGAGAUUGUGUUGGAUAAGGAAGGGAGAGAGGCCAUGGAUGGGGUUUCGAGAUGCCAGGAGGCUAAGCUGGAGGCGAGUGGGGGGAACUGGAGGGGUUGCAUUGCGAGGGCGGCGGCGAUUCUGCGGUCGAAGCUGAGCGUGGCGGAGUCGGAGGUGGAAUUGGGGUCUUGUUUGGAGGAGUUGCCGUUUCCGAGGAAUUGGUUUUUUGUUGGGAGGGAGAAGGAGUUGGCCGAGAUGGAGGCCGCAUUUUUCGGAGGAGAAUGUUGUUGUUCUUUGCAGGGUGGUAAAGGCGGCGGUGGCGGCAGCGGCCAAUCGGAAGGCCUGGCGGACGAGGAGUCCGAUGUGGGCCCCACCAAAUUAGGAGGGGGUAGUAAGUUUAUUAGUUUGGAAUUGGGGAAGUGCAAGGAGAAUGGUAAUGGCAUUGGUGGUGGUAAGAGGUCUUCUAAGUACAAGAAGUGUAAAAGUGGGAAUUACAAGAACUUGGGAAAUAUUACUAGUAGCAGUAAUAGUAAUACUAGUGUGAUUUGCAUAAAUGGGAUUCCUGGCAUUGGAAAGACAGAGCUUGCCUUGGAAUUUGCUUAUAGGUAUUCUCAACGAUACAAGAUGGUUUUGUGGAUUGGUGGUGAAGCAAGGUAUUUGAGGCAAGACAUACUCAAUCUGUCCAUGAAUCUGGGAUUGGAUGUUAGUGCCGAUCCCGAGAAGGAUCGGGGCAGGAUUCGGAGCUUUGAGGAGCAAGAACUCGAGGCGUUUAAGCGGGUCAAGAGGGAGCUGUUCCGGGACAUGCCUUAUUUGUUGAUCGUUGAUAAUCUUGAGAGUGAGAGGGAGUGGUGGGAGGGGAAAGACUUGCAUGAUUUGAUUCCAAGGAACACUGGAGGGACUCAUGUCAUUAUCACUACUAGAUUGUCUAAAGUCAUGAACUUUGAGGCAAUGCAGCUUCCGCCGUUGCCCGCCGCGGACGCUAUGGUUUUGAUUAGAGGGAGGAGGAGGAAGGAUUACCCGGCUGAGGAAACGGAGUUUCUCAAGAAAUUUGAUGAGAAAUUGGGGAGAUUGAGCUUUGGCUUGUGGCUUGUUGGGUCCUUACUUUCCGAGCUUGGGAUCACCCCUUCCGCUUUGUUUGAAUCCAUCAACCGGGUCCAAAUCGACGAGGUUUCUCCGUGCUCAUUUAUCACCAUCGAUGAAGAACAAUACUGCGAGAAAAAUCCUUUCCUUAUGAAAGUCUUGUCCUUUUGCUUCGCGGUGUUGCAACAAGAAACUAGUAGCGGAAGAAGAGCAAACAGGCUAGCCGCAAGAAUGCUGCUCGUUGGUGCUUGGUUUGCCCCAUCGCCAAUCACCGCGACAUUGCUGGGCGCAGCAGCUGAUAAUAUGUCUGCUGCAGCCGGAAGCCAGUUUAGGAAGUGGACCAGACUAUGCCUGAGCGCGGCGUCUUUUAUUACUUGCUGCUCAGGUUGUUUAGCAGCACAAAAAUGGAAGAGCGAAGAAGAUUCCACGCUUCUUUUAAUUAAAUUAGGACUAGCGCGCCGAGCCAACAACAAGCAGGCUGCCGCCACAGGGUGUUGGAUCCAAUUCCAUCCCAUAACUCAGGUUUUCGCAAAAAGAGGCCAAAGCUUGCAAGCUGCAAAGGGCACAGUUGAAGGCAUUAGGAAAAUUGGCAACCCUGUGGUGAACUCGGACCAUCUGUGGGCCUCUGCAUUCCUCGUGUUCGGGUUCAAAUCGGAGCCCCCGCUAGUCCAACUAAAGGCGAUUGACAUGGUCUUGUACAUUAGAAGGACGGCUCUUCCGCUGGCAAUAAGGGCUUUCGCGACAUUUUCUAGGUGCAACUCGGCGUUAGAACUUCUGAAAGUGUGCACUAAUGUGCUGGAGGAAGUAGAGAAGUCUUUCGUGUCGCAAAUACAAGAUUGGUGCCAUGGAUCGUUGUGUUGGAAGAAGAAUCGGGUGAAGGGGGGCGGGGGUCAGAGGGUGGAUGAGUACGUGUGGCAAGACGUGACGCUAUUGAAGGCGACGCUGCUGGAGACGAGGGCGAAAUUGUUGCUCAGAGGCGGGCACUUCGACAGCGGGGAAGAGCUUUGCAGAACUUGUAUUAGUAUUAGGACUGUGAUGCUGGGGCAUAACCAUGCUCAAACCUUGGCAGCUCAAGAAACUCUGGCCAAGCUUGUCAGGAUGAGAAGCAAGAUAUAGACUAGUUUUCUACUUCUGUCGUUACUUAGUUUCCCAUUUGGAAACAAAUCAAAUUAUAUUGUUUAACAUUCUGUAGAAGUGGAAACUCAGUUUUUGUUA
Molecule: messenger RNA, 3066 nt
Organism: Morus notabilis
Lineage: Eukaryota; Viridiplantae; Streptophyta; Magnoliopsida; Rosales; Moraceae
Exons: 1
Coding region: 40-2967 (975 amino acids)
Biological process (GO): recombinational repair
Molecular function (GO): ATP hydrolysis activity; ADP binding
Source: RefSeq, a predicted model, not a curated record